AUGUGGAGAAUCCUACUUCUCUUCCUUCACAGUGCGCUUGAAGUGGCUUUGGCAGACCUGAGCAACAAGUACGUGGUGGGCAUGAAGUACGUGCUGGGCAUGAAGUACGUGCUGGACAAGAAGUACAAUCGAUUCUUGCUGGAUACACGAAGGACAAUAAACUAUGCAUUUUGGACCAAUUGUACCUCCAGGUUUGAGUCUGCGAUGCACCUCCAGGUUAGACAUAUCCUCUGGAAGCUGAUCUCCCGGGACCUCACGGAAAGCUUCAAAGCCUCUUCGGAAGCAGGUGCCUUUUCGGACUGGGUCCUCCAUAGUGGAACAUCCACCAGGUGGUCCGGUGGACCUGGGCCAGGGCGCUGGCACACUACUCUUGGAGCAUCGAGCAGUUCCACAGGUCCAACAUCGAGUCUCCACGUUCGGCAUUCACCUUGGCGGAUCCAUUGGAGGAAAGCUUUUGUGGCUAUACAUAUAAUGGAAAGGAUACUUGGAUAA
Durusdinium trenchii is the source of this 492-nucleotide messenger RNA. Lineage: Eukaryota; Dinophyceae; Suessiales; Symbiodiniaceae. The record is from the annotation of a GenBank genome assembly.